Penaeus chinensis is the source of this 351-nucleotide messenger RNA. RefSeq lists its product as uncharacterized. The record is from RefSeq and is a predicted model, not a curated record. The transcript has a single exon. NCBI's taxonomy places the organism in Eukaryota, Metazoa, Arthropoda, Malacostraca, Decapoda, Penaeidae. The coding region runs from base 1 to 351 and encodes 116 amino acids.
AUGGCCCAUGCCAAUGAUGAAUCCUUGUCACUACCACACUCACCCGAUCCGUAUCUCCGUAUGAGUCUCCACCCACAACAGUGCCACCUCCGUUCCAACACAACACCACUGAACUGCCAACACCACCUUCACUCACAGGGCAACCACUGCCAACACCACCGUCACUCACAGCGCAACCACUGCCAACCUCCUGCUGCCACCACCACGCUUACCCCCCACCCACACCCCUCCCCCCUCCCCCACCACCGCUGGAGCACCCGCCAACACCAGUCACCACCACCUCCCUCGCCGACCACAACACCACCACACCAUCAACACCAAACCGUAACACGCAGCAUCCUUGUCCCCUGA